This is a messenger RNA of Spirodela intermedia, 108 nucleotides long. Lineage: Eukaryota; Viridiplantae; Streptophyta; Magnoliopsida; Alismatales; Araceae. The record is from the annotation of a GenBank genome assembly.
AUGAAAAAGGUGGGAAGUAAUUCUUCACACAAUAUCAAUCAAUCGACCUUCUCUACUACUUACCAUAAAAUUAAAAUAGUAGAGGAAGAUUUUGUAGAGCUAUUAUAG